UUAUUUCUCAAAUCUACAUCUCUUCUGAUCAGUUCACAUUCCAGACUCAUCCUUCCCAGGCAGAAGUUGGUGAACGCUUGUUACAUAUGCUGCUACUCCAUUUAAGAACGACCAAAGCCAACCUGCUUCCUUCCAUCACAUGUUUCCAAAUGGGGCUCAACAAUAUAUGGGGAUUCUCCUUUUACUGCUGCAUUUCAGUUGGACGUGGGUUGGGGUGAUUUAUACAGCUGAUCCCAAUGGAGAGAGUUUUGUACAAGAUGUGCUUCCCACGUUCUCCAAGAAAAACAUCUGUUUCGACUUCAUUGAAACAUUCCCCAUCAUGACAUUUUCCACUGACAUUGAAGAUGUGAUAUCGGGAGGGAGCAAAGUAUUUAAGGUCGCCAUGAACAGCUCAGCCAAUGCGUUACUUGUCCAUGGUGAAACUUCAACCGUGGCAGUUAUGAGAACAUUACUGCAUUUCUUAGCAUUUGAAAAUGAACCUAUGAAGACAAAAGUCUGGAUUAUGACUGCUGAGAUGGAGUUCACAACAUUUCAUAUUCAAAGAGAUUGGAACGUAGGUUUCAUUCAUGGUGCAAUUUCUCUCGCAGUUCCUUCCAAGAAAUCAUUGGGAUUCCAGAAAUUUAUUCGGAAGAGAAAACCUUUCAUGGAAAAUGAAGAUGGCUUCAUCCGGGACUUUUGGGAAAAUGCAUUUGCCUGUUCUUUUCCUGAUUCCAUGGAGGACAAGAAUGGUGGGCCAAUCUGUACUGGGAGGGAGAAACUGGAGAGUCUUCCCAACACAGUGUUUGAAAUGAGCAUGACUGGCCACAGCAACAGUGUGUAUGAUGCUGUCUAUGCUAUCGCCUAUGCCUUACAGGCCAUGCAGUUGCAAAGAGUCAAGCACUCAGCAAUGCAGGAUACAGAAAGACAGAAGCUUCUGCAUCAAAAGGCAUGGCAGCUCCACGUCUUUCUGAGAGGCGUCUCCUUUAACAACAGUGAUGAGGGGAAAAUUGCCUUCAAUCAAAAUGGAGAGUUAAUAGCUGGAUUUGAUAUUAUCAAUUGGGUCACGUUCCCAAACCAGUCCUUCCUUCGAGUCAAAGUUGGGCAGAUAGAUCCUGGAGCUCCCUCACGCAAAGUGUUCUCCAUCCACGAAGAAGCCAUCACCUGGCCCAGCGGGUUCAACCAGACGCAACCCCUUUCCGUAUGUAAUAAACCAUGCCUCUUGGGUCAUAGUAGGGCGCAGAAGGAAGGGAAGCCAUUUUGCUGUUAUGAUUGCGUUCCAUGUCCAAAAGGGAGGAUUUCAAACCAGACAGACAUGGAUUACUGUUUCCCAUGUCCAGAAGAUCGGUACCCUAACAGUGACCAAGAUUCAUGCCUUCCCAAAGACAUCACCUACCUGUCUUAUGAAGAACCUUUAGGCAUCAGCUUGGCUAUUUUUGGUCUCUCCUUUGCUUUCAUCACAACAUUGGUCCUUGGCACUUUUGUGAAGCACCAGGACACUCCCAUUGUCAAGGCCAACAACCGGAGCCUCUCCUACGUUCUCCUUGUCUCUCUCGUCAUGUGCUUCCUGUGUGCUCUGCUCUUCCUUGGCAAACCAGGGAAAGGCACGUGCCUCAUCCGUCAAACGGGCUUUGCCGUCACUUUCUCAGUGGCUGUUUCAUGUGUGUUGGCCAAAACCAUCACUGUGAUUCUAGCUUUCAUGGCUACCAAGCCAGGGUCCAGCAUGAGGAAGUGGGUGGGGAGAAGGCUGGCCAGCUCCAUAGUAAUCUCCUGUUCCCUUUCCCAAGCCACUCUGUGUACUGUGUGGCUUGCCACCUUUCCUCCCUUCCCACAUUUUGACAUGCACUCAGUACCUAAAGAAAUCAUUCUGGAGUGUAACGAAGGGUCAGUGGCCAUGUUUUACUGUGUCCUGGCCUUCAUGGGCCUCCUGGCACUGGUGAGCUUCACGGUGGCUUUCCUAGCCAGGAAGUUACCCGAUAGUUUCCACGAAACCAAAUCCAUCACCUUCAGCAUGCUGGUCUUCUGCAGUGUGUGGGUGACCUUUGUUCCCACCUACUUGAGCACCAAGGGGAAGUCCAUGGUGGCCGUGGAGGUCUUCUCCAUCUUGGCCUCCAGUGCUGGCUUACUGGGAUGUAUCUUCUUCCCCAAAUGCUACAUCAUUGUGCUGAGACCUGAUCUGAAUAAGAAAGAGCAACUAUUAAAGAGAAUCAAUUAAGGACUAUACCUGUGUUUUCUGGUGUAGGAAGUCGUGAAGACCAAUGUGUGUGCCUAGCGGUGCUACGCCAUGGACCCUCUGUCCCUUGUGUUGCUCAUACUUAUUCUACCCAUGAAUCCAUUCCCUGCUCUAGUCAAGAUGGGGCGCUUGGGAAUGUUUCUUAUCUUUAUAUGCCUCAGGAUGAUCACUAAGGCCUUUGCCUGGCCUAUAUUAAUUCCCACUAUUCUUACCACUCUUCAUUAUCA
Messenger RNA from Sphaerodactylus townsendi, 2436 nucleotides. Its product is annotated as vomeronasal type-2 receptor 26-like. Gene Ontology annotation, biological process: G protein-coupled receptor signaling pathway. The coding region runs from base 140 to 2191 and encodes 683 amino acids. NCBI's taxonomy places the organism in Eukaryota, Metazoa, Chordata, Lepidosauria, Squamata, Sphaerodactylidae. The transcript has 5 exons. Gene Ontology annotation, molecular function: G protein-coupled receptor activity. Gene Ontology annotation, cellular component: membrane. The record is from RefSeq and is a predicted model, not a curated record.